GAAUCACCACACCCGGCAGGCCUCGACCUACCGCUAUGUUUGCGGCAGGUCCCGCCACCUUAGCGGCCCAAGGAGGCUGCUUUCCUUCUUCGAGUAGCGCGCGUGGAACACUACGCUAACGCCUACUCCCGCCUAUAUAGCGGACGUCUGACUCCCCCGAAAGAAAAUCAACCGGGCCACAAAGAUGACGCCGACACCCCAGGAACACACGACGCAGGAGGAGAUCUCCACGGCACCGGUAUUUGAAGGCGAGAGGAUCGUCAUCUCCGGCAUGUCGGGGCUCUACCCUGACUCCCACAGCGUCAGCGACUUGUCCGAGAUCUUGUACAACAAGAUCAACCCUGUGUCAGAAAAAGCAUUGCGUUUCAAGUUCAGUCACCCUGAAGUGGUGCAACACUCGGGCACCGUACCAGGACUUAGUCAGUUUGAUGCCCAGUUCUUCAAGGUGCACUACCGUCUCGCCAACUGCAUGGACCCUAUGGCUCGUAAGAUCUUGGAGCAGUCAUAUCAGGCUAUCUACGAUGCUGGAAUAAACCCGGAUGAUUUGUCCGGUAAGAAGGUUGGUGUGUACAUCGGCACGUGCUUCUCUGAAGCUGAGAAGGCUUGUUUCUACGAAGCCGCCUCCCGAUCCGGAUUUGGUAUCGCCGGUUGCAGUAAAACUAUGUUCGCCAAUCGUAUUUCUUACUGGCUGAACGCGAAGGGCCCGUCGAUGUCGAUUGACGAGGCAUGCUGCAGCUCCACUGCCGCGCUAGAGCAGGCCUACCUCGCCAUGAGCCGUGGCGACUGUGAGGCUGCUAUCGUUGGAGGUGCCUACUUGUGUCUGCACCCACAGUCUUCUGUGCAUUACGGAAGGAUCAUGAAUCUGUGUCAAGAUGGUAAGACAAAGUCUUUCGAUGAGAAUGCCAAUGGAUGUGCCAAGUCGGAAGCCAUCAACGUGCUGUUCCUGCAGAAAGCUAAAGAUGCAUUGAGAGUCUACGCUAGCGUUUUACAUGCCAAAUCGGAGUUCACUUGCAUUCUGCCUGGAGAGACUGGGCCUCAGUACGGAUUCUACAGAGACGUCGACAAGUCAGUCACCUUCAUGAAGAAAUUCUACGAGGAAGCGAGAGUCCCCGCAGCGGCUAUUGAGUAUGUCGAGGCUCUUGGAUGUGCCGUAAAGGAGGCCGACAAAGUGGAACUGCAGGCAAUUGAGAAAGUGUUCUGUAACGAAAGAGAAGAUCCUCUCCUCAUCGGUAGUGUGAUGUCCAACAUUGGGUACAACGAAGCCGCCUCUGGUAUCACUGCCAUUACAAAAGUACUGUUGGGCUACCACACUGGCCAGAUAGCCGCCAACCUCCACUGCACCAACCCCCGCCAGGAUGUGGCGGCACUACGCGAGGGUCGUAUGCGCGUCGUCACGGAGCAUCAGGGCUUUCGACGAACGUACGUUGCCGUCAACGGCAUGUCUGUCACUGGAGUCAACUCGCAUGUGUUGCUGCAUGGAAACUGCAAACCUAAGGACCCGAGCCGCUACAAGUCCAGUAUCGCUCACCUGGUGACCAUAUCAGCGAGACACGAGCAAGCUGUAACUCACAUAUUGGAGAACUUGAAAGCCAACCCCAUCGACCCGGAACAGCUGAGGCUGCUGCAUAACAUUCACUCCAAUAACAUUUCUGGACACUUGGGACGAGGAUUUAUCAUUCUAGACACAAAUGAGGAACAGAAGACGAUAAGCCUCUCGGAGAAGUCUGAGUACUUCGACAACGCUCGUCGUCCCCUAUGGUUCGUGUACAGCGGUAUGGGAUCCCAAUGGGCUGGUAUGGGUACACAACUGAUGCGCAUACCUAUCUUCGCUGCCGCUAUUGAAAAAUGCCGCAAAGCUUUAGAACCGAAGGGUAUCGACAUAGUGGAUAUUAUUACAUCAACUGAUGAGAAGACAUUCGACAACAUCCUGCAUUCAUUCGUCGGUAUCGCCGCCAUACAAAUCGGUCUCACCGACAUCCUAUAUGAGCUUGGACUAAAACCUGAUGGAAUUAUCGGUCACAGUGUAGGAGAGCUGGGAUGUGCCUACGGCGACGGUUGUUUGACUGCAGAAGAAAUGAUUCUGUCAGCCUACAGCCGUGGUCUCGUAUCUUUAGAGACUCCAUUCAUUCGCGGAUCUAUGGCUGCUAUUGGUCUUGGAUAUGAACAGAUAUUGCCGAUGUGCCCACCAGAAAUCCAGGUCGCUUGUCACAAUGGACCUGAAUCUAGUACCAUUUCUGGCCCUGCUGAUAUCAUGCGCGAAUUCGUGGGACAACUGACUGCUAAGAGUAUCUUUGCUAAGGAAGUACCAUGCUCCAACAUCGCGUACCAUUCACGUUACAUCGCUGAAGCUGGCCCCAAACUACUCGAAUACCUCUCCGAGGUGAUAAAGGACCCAAAACCCCGAAGUGAGCGUUGGAUCUCAUCUUCGGUGCCACAAGACAAGUGGGACGAACCGAGUGCCAAACUUUGCUCUGCUGAGUACCACACUAAUAAUCUACUGAGCCCGGUAUUGUUCGAGGAAACUUCAAGGUUAAUUCCCAAUGACGCUGUAUUAGUAGAGAUAGCUCCCCACGGUCUGCUGCAGGCUAUCCUCAAGCGCUCGCUGAACCCCAACUGCAAGAACAUCGCUCUGACCAGGAGGAAGCAUCCUGAUAAUACAUUCUUGCUACUUGAGGGUAUUGGCAAGUUGUUCAUGGAGGGAUACAAUCCCAAAGUCAAUGUCUUGUAUCCAGAAGUAGAGCUGCCAGUGUCUUCUGGUACACCCUUCCUGUCGCAUCUAGUGAAAUGGGCUCACGCCGAGAAAUGGCCCAUGCCACUCUUCCGUACAGCCAGUAGGAAGGCAGCCGCUACCUGUGACUACGUGACCUCACUACAGGACGUCGAGAGUGCAUACUUACAGGGACACGCACUGAGAGGACACACGGUGUACCCAUUCUCGGCCACUCUGAUGCUGGUCUGGGACAUAUUUGCGAUGACAGUGGGGGUCCCGAGGAAACAGAUAUCGGUGGAGUUCCGCAACCUGCACUUAUACACGCAGCCGAUUAUGCACGACCAGCGUCAGCUGCGUCUCAGCAUGUGCCUACACAGGGGUGCUGGCAAGUUUGAAAUUCUAAACGAAGAUAUCAAGCUGGUGAUUGGAACUAUUGUAGCUCUAGACCUUGAUGAUAUAAAGAAAACCCAAACUAAAACCGACGUGGACACCGAGGUCAACAUAGACCUGACUGCUGAUGAUGUGUAUCAUCUGCUCAGGGAUAGAGAUUACUCGUACAGUGGUGAGUUCCGCAGCAUCGAAGGUGUAAAUGCAUCCCUGACGGAAGCUUCGUUGAUAUGGAGAGACAAUUGGGUGACCUUCGUCGAUGGCCUGCUACAGCUGAACAUGCUGAGACAGAAGCAUAAUGGUGUCUCUAUUCCGACACACAUAAGAAACCUGACCAUCAAUGUUCAGAAACACCAGGACAUUGUUGCCAAGUCCUUCGUCUCAGAUUACAAAGUUCUGAUGAAGGCUCAGGUUAUAGAAAAUAUGAAUAUGACCAUAUGUGGUGGUGUGUCCAUCAGUAACAUUAAAUUGGAGAACUUACCUCCAAUGGUUAACAAAGACAUGACAUUAAAGGCUUUGAAGUUUAUCCCGAAUUCUCAAGCAGCACUUGGUAUUUCAACUUCCUUAGAAGUUUAUUUACAAACAGUAGCAGAGAAUGUAAAUAAAUCCGAUUUGAACGUAGUUGGUAUUGUAAAUCAGCCAGUGAAAGGAUUACUUUUCAAAGAAGUAAAUAAGGCUAUCAAGAAUAUAUUCGGUGUUAAUGUAACCUACGACGAAGUCACACGUGAGGCUGCACUAAAGAAAGCAAACUUACAAGAUUUUGAUCUGGUGCUGGUCCAAAACCUCUCUACAGAUGAUGGGCUCUGUCAGCUCUUCCAUCGUGUUUUACAAAAGGAUCAAUUCUUAAUAAGCGAAGAGGACUUGACCUUUGGUGGCCGCACUCGCCCCUCCUCAUUGUAUCGUGUGUUCUCCGUCCACAACAUCCUUGACAACGGCCAGAAACAGUCCCUCCUUCAGUUGAUUCGUUGGGGACCAUCGACUGCAGUAGCUACUGCAACCGUGACCGUGCGAUCAGCCGCAGAUAUUACACUGCUCGUCUCUACGCGGAAUAACAUACCUGUGGGACACCGACUCUUGAUCGUUACACCCUAUCCAACCGUACCAGGGCUUAAAGAACUAGUGGCUAAAUGGCGCAAUGAAGCCAGCCGCAAUAAGAUCCAUCUAAUCAUGGUCGCUAAAGACAGCAAUGAUAGUUUCUACGUGGAUGAGGUCCCCGAUAUCGACCUGGCAUACAACGUCUUGGAUAAUGGCAAAUGGGGUGGAGAACACUACGUGUCGAUAGAGGAGAAGCCGACAGUGAGCAAGAACGUGACGCUGCAAUGCUCUCAGAUUGGUGAUUAUGACACUCUCACCUGGGUGGAAGCUCCAGAACUUACCAAAUCUGGAGUAGCUGUAAAGGUACAAUACGCCGGCAUCAAUUACGAUGAUGUCAAGAAAGCAAGUGGAUCAUUGUUGUACAAGGAGAACCUAAAGAAUGCUUUCGGUAUGGACUUCAGUGGAACCACCAAGAGCGGUGAGCGCGUGAUGGGUCUGGUCCCGCACGGCGCGGCGAGCAGCGUGGUGCACGCGCGGCCGGAGCUGCUGUGGCCGGUGCCCGCGCACUGGACGCUCGAGGACGCCGCCACCGUGCCGCUCGCAUACGCACAUGCACUCUACUGCUUGGGAAUAAAAAGUCGUAAACAAGUAACAAGCGACAUGAGUGUGCUGGUGCACGGUGGGACUGGUGCUUUUGGGCAAGCUGUCAUAUCUAUAGCCUUGGCGUACGGGUACGAGGUGUUCACCACCGUCAGUGACAUGCGCAAGAAACAUUUCCUGCGCAAACUGUUCCCGCAACUGAAAGCGGAACACAUCGGUAAUUCUCGCGACCACAGUUUUGCUGACAUGGUGAUGAUUGCAACCAAAGGAGCUGGCUGUAACAUUGUCAUCAGUUCCCUCGGAGAAGAGUUGAAGGCGUCUUCCAUCAACUGCGUCAGGAGUCUGGGUACAUUUAUUGAUACCUCUCAGCUGCACAACCACGAUGUGUUCUCCUAUGGAAUGUACAGCUUGACUAUGGACCGCGCUUAUGCUGCUGUAGACAUCUCCUCCAUUUACGACCCCGCGAAUAUUGAAGAUGCCAAGUUCGUGCAACGUAUGUUGAGUGAAGGCAUAACUCGUGGCUAUGUGCGUCCACUGUCCCGCGUCACGUAUGCUCCAGAAGAUGCGCCGAGUGCAUUCCGUCUGGUGGCAGCCAGUAGGCACCGCGGUCGUGUACUGCUAAAGAUGGGAGAAUCAACACUACAGGCUCAACCCAGGAUCACCUGCAGCCCUGACCGUACCCAUCUGAUACUUUGCAAUGAUGACACCUUCGGCCUGCAAAUUGGUGACAAACUGGUCGAACGUGGGGCUAAGAAGAUUUGUGUACACUACCAGAAACACUCCAGCUACCUCCAGAUUAAAAUUAGGUCGUGGCAAGAGGCGGGCGUUGAAGUUAUGGUGAGUAAUAACGAUUUGAAGAAAGAGAAUGAUCUCAUUGUAUUGCUGAACAAAGCCAAGGCGGUGGGUCCAGUGGAGGGUGUGUACGUGACGGUUGGUGACAAGCAACUGGUUUUCGAUGAAACAUUCCUCAACUUACUUGAUCAGGCCUCCAGGAAACUUUGUCCGGAAAUUAAAUACUUUGCAGUGCUCAGUACCGGUGACAAUUCAAUCGGUAAGGAAGUCUGUCUCCAUCGUGCGAAGGACAACUUGCCGGCUACCAUAGUGUCGCUACCUGAACUGACCAACGAUGUGACUGAAGGGGUAUGGUACCGUGGUGCGACAGAGGCUAUGGAGAGGGCACUGCGUGGCUCGCACAAUGUCGUGCAGGCAACCACGGCGCCUGCGCAACAUGUCUCGCUGCUGCAGAAAAUCGCUGCUAUUGCUGGUGUGACUAUUGACGAGAACCUCAACAAACAAACAACUUUCGAAGAAUUAGGCAUUGAGAAUGAAAAACUGACGAGAAUCUGUACAUACCUGCGAAUUCACUACCAUUUGGUCUUUGAAGAGAACGAAUUGCUUACUUUGACGAUGAAUGCUUUCGAACAAUUUGAAAAAGCUAUCACCAAAUCGGAAUUCAAGGAUGAAAAGGGCCUGGCAACCUUCUUCUCUAACGUGGACUCGGACGAACUUCUGGCGACAACUGACUUCGUAUUCUUACCGACACUAGUAAAUGAUGCGGCUAUGAGAGACGACGAAUUCGACUCAAAUCAGACGUACCUGUGCAUAAUCCCUGGCAUGGAGGGCCACUACGAAAGAUUCCGCGUGCUCUGUGAGAGACUCAAGCUGCCGGCGCUCGUGCUGCAGCCUGGACUUGAUCUCUCCAACGAAACAGUACAAGAAACCGCCGAAAGACUUGCUGAAGUGAUGUUAAAGAAGAUGGGACUUAGGAACAACUUCUACCUCCUUGGAUAUGAAAGUGGAAUAUUUGUUGCAUUAGAAAUGGCUGCCAUUUUAGAAAAUAAUGGUUUGACUGGAACCGUCUACUGCCUUGGAUUCGCACCUGAUGAGUUCGUGCAGAGACUAGAGGAUCAACUCGCGGAAUACAAGACUGAAGAACAACUCCAAGAUGCAGUAGCAAGGCACAUGUCCUCCAUCAUGACGGAAGGUGACACUACUGGAGUCGAUGAAGCCUUGCAAGCAUCUACCACGUGGUCGCAGAAAGUGGACGCUUGCGUCCGGAACUUACUUGGUCGCGUGUCGCAUUCAGCUCAGUAUGCGCGCGCAUUGAUUGAGUCGGCUCUAAGGCGCAUCGAGGCCACUCGUCACUACGUACCGCGCGUGCAUGCGCUGCGUUCUCAGAUAGUUUACAUGCGCGCAGCGUCCUCCCACCCCGCGCCCUCCCCCGCCGCCCUGCAGCGUCACUCGCAGCGCCCGGUCAUAGUGCACCAACUGAGCGCACCUCUAGCACACGCGGCCACUGACCUCAACUGCGCUGUAGUCGUCAACACAUACUUGGACUCCACAAUUCACGAAAUGUUCGAAAACAAGAACCUUUGCAACACGUACCUUAUUAACGCAAACUCUUUCAUGGCUCUCGAUAAUUAAAUGAACAAAUCAUCAUUUUGUUUAUGUCAUACAAUCACAUCAGCUACAAAACAAUGCUACCACAUCCCUAACACGUGUUACUAUACAGGUACAUACAUUUUAAUUUAUUGAAUUUUGUUUUAUUGCCAGAGCUAAGACUUUGGUAAAAAUAUUGUAAUUAAACGUAAGUAUUGUUACAAACAAGGGUCAAUAUGGCACUUAGAUAUUUAUGUACUUGGUCUACGUAAGUAGCGGAAUUAUUUGUUGAUAUAAAUAAAUGACAUUUUCAUUGUA
Messenger RNA from Spodoptera litura, 7429 nucleotides. The record is from RefSeq and is a predicted model, not a curated record. NCBI's taxonomy places the organism in Eukaryota, Metazoa, Arthropoda, Insecta, Lepidoptera, Noctuidae.